AACACGAUGCCCAAGACCCCUUGCAUGUUAAUAUUUAUUUUUGGUUUAAUUGUUGUAUACGAAUUUGUUAUCCCCUCGAAAUAAAAAGUAUGUCUGAAAUCGAAUUUGUCUGCGUUCGGUUGUAAAUUGCGCAGGUUUUGAGUAGCAGUGUGAUCCAGAAGUAAAUUACUGAUUAUAAAUCCAAACGUUUUCUGCAACUAAAAUUAUACACAUAAAAUCGUACAAAGGCAUUUGUAUUGAAAUUUGUUUGUCACUGACAUGGAAGUAGUUAGAAGUGUAUGGAAAAAGCCUUUUUUGGUAUAUAAGGUUGGAGUACAAGCGUCUUUACGAAAUAGUAGCAGUUCUACGUCGAAAGUAACAAAGCAAAAGGCCACUUCUAUCGGAGAAGAGGAUUCUCAAAUCACAAGCACAAACGUGUUGCAAGAUGACAUGACCUUUAACGCUCUUGUCUCUACCGAAGAACUGCUCGCGCAAAUAGGAUUGGCAAGAGAGUUUGCUAGCGAUAGUAAAGUUGAUCAUCCUUAUAUCGAUAAAUUAAAGAGAGUACAAAUGAUUCUGUUCGAUUUAAGUCACGCUAUAUCGAAAACAAUGCCCGGAGAAAGUAAGUCGUUCGAGAGGAAACAUAUUAGCGAUUUGGAAGAAUGGAUAUCGGAGUACACCAGUCAGCUGCCACCUCAGGAAACAUAUAUUAUGCCGGGGGGUGGUAAAGCGUGUUCGACCCUGCAUUCGGCGAAAGCGAUAUGCAAGCGAGUAGAACGAAACGUUGCAUCGUUGGUUCAGGAUGGUUUAUUAAACAAAGAAGCACAAAUAUAUUUAAACAAAUUACAGAACUUCCUAUUGACAACGUCACGUAUCGCAGCCAAGUGUGACCAACGAACAGAGAAUAUAUAUAUUCCUAGAGCAGAAGUUAACAAAAACAAGUAAUUUCAAUGUUCUUGAAAGAAAUUCGUACAGUAAUAUUUUCUAAUCAUUUCCGUUCAUUGAUAAUAACGCGAACGGCAAAUGUACGCUGCAAUUUGGUAAUAAUGUUGUUCCCAUAUAAAUUUCAAAGCAU
This is a messenger RNA of Colletes gigas, 1054 nucleotides long. Its product is annotated as corrinoid adenosyltransferase-like. Gene Ontology annotation, molecular function: corrinoid adenosyltransferase activity. Bases 259 to 924 code for a protein of 221 amino acids. NCBI's taxonomy places the organism in Eukaryota, Metazoa, Arthropoda, Insecta, Hymenoptera, Colletidae. The transcript is spliced from 4 exons. The record is from RefSeq and is a predicted model, not a curated record.